Fundulus heteroclitus (mummichog) is the source of this 1399-nucleotide messenger RNA. RefSeq names its product insulin-like growth factor binding protein 2a (gene igfbp2a). Lineage: Eukaryota; Metazoa; Chordata; Actinopteri; Cyprinodontiformes; Fundulidae. Bases 81 to 932 code for a protein of 283 amino acids. Gene Ontology annotation, molecular function: insulin-like growth factor I binding; insulin-like growth factor II binding. The transcript is spliced from 4 exons. The record is from RefSeq and is a predicted model, not a curated record. Gene Ontology annotation, biological process: regulation of insulin-like growth factor receptor signaling pathway. Gene Ontology annotation, cellular component: extracellular region.
CCCUGCUUCACCUGUUCGCAGACACAUUUCUUGCCCCCUUUUCUCACUCGGGAUUGCAUUCGAUCAGUCCCCCCGUGACAAUGACCAAAGCCCACGCGCGCCCGACAAUGCUGUGGUUCGCCGGCUGCAGCCUGCUGCUCCUCUCCGCGCCGCUCGCCGGCGCCUCCCUGUCCGAGAUGGUGUUCCGAUGCCCGGGCUGCACCGCGGAGCGCCAGGCGCUCUGCCCGCAGCUCACCGAGCAGUGCGCGGAGAUGGUGCGCGAGCCGGGCUGCGGGUGCUGCCCCGUGUGCGCCCGGCAGCAGGGCGAGGCGUGCGGCGUCUACACUCCGAGGUGCUCCACCGGUCUGCGCUGCUACCCGACGCCCGACUCGGAGCUUCCCCUGGAGCAACUGGUGCAGGGCCAGGGCCAGUGUCGGCGCAAAGUGGACGCAGAGACGGCAACUUACAGCCCGGAGCAGCGGGAGCACACCAGCGGUGAGGCCUUGGAGCUGCAGCCUGAUCUGGACGUGAGCGAGGUCCCGACAGUCCGAAAGCCCAGUAAAGACGCCGCCUGGCUUGGACCCAAGGAGAGUGCCGUACGCCAGCACAGGCAGGAAAUGAAGACCAAAAUGAAGACCAACAAGGUGGAAGAGACUCAGUGUCAGCAGGAGCUUGACCAGGUCCUGGAGAGGAUAUCCAAGAUGCCCUUCAGAGAUAACCGAGGUCCUCUGGAGGACCUCUAUGCACUGCACAUCCCCAACUGUGACAAGAGGGGGCAGUAUAACCCAAAACAGUGCAAGAUGUCGCUUCAUGGUCAGAGGGGCGAGUGUUGGUGCGUUGACCCUCACACCGGCCGACACAUACCAUCAGCUCCAACUGUGAGGGGGGACCCCAACUGCAGUCAGUACCUCAGCGAACUGGAACUGGAGCUGCCUGAUACAACCCAGAUCUAAUGUGGCAGCAAAAUUGCAAAUCUAAAAAAAAAAAAAAAACUGCAAAGUACUUGGGAACAAAAAACGACUUGAGUAAGCUAUAAGCUAUAUGUGUGUUUGUGUCUGUAGCCUGUUUAUUGGCAGUUAAAUUUCAAAUCUAAAUUUCCAGACAGGAUUUGAAUGAUAGAAACCAACUUGUUGCUGCAUUCUAAAGUAAAUAUGUCACAUUUUCUUCAUGCUGUCACGUUUUAGAUCCAGUAAUUAUGCUUUACUAACUGUGACAAUGCUCAGAGUGCUUUGUCGUCAGUGUUUUGUAUUGUUCAAAAAAAAAUGGAGAAUCCUUCAGUUUGUUGAAUGUUUUUAGGUGUCUUUUCGUGCUCCAGCUUGCAGACUAGGUUUUUGGGUAUGCCUCAUUUUUAUUGCACAGUAAGCAGUAAUGAGACAUGAUAAAGUGCUAAUGCAAAUAAAGUAGAAACCUGUUGAAGCUC